Molecule: messenger RNA, 1620 nt
Organism: Dimorphilus gyrociliatus
Lineage: Eukaryota; Metazoa; Annelida; Polychaeta; Dinophilidae
Source: the annotation of a GenBank genome assembly
UAUGGAGAGUUGUGUACUAAUUCCCGAUGGUCUUUCCCUGGUUUUGCAACCUUACUCUUCGGAAAUAUCAACCAACAGUAUUGACAAAUUCGACAUGGGAGUCACUAUAUGGGCUCGAAAAAAAUUGGAAGAAGGAACAAUCCUCUAUCCCGAUGACGGGCAACUACGACUUUACACCCUACAAGUUGAAAAGUUACUAAAGAGAGACGAUAUACGAUUUAAAUUCGGAUGCUUUGAAGAAACGGAAGAGGUUGAGGGUGAAAAAAUUCGACAUUGUAAUUGGGUUCGAUUUUUGAGCAUAUGCAAUUCGGAUGAUGAAGCUAAUGUAGAAGCUAUUUAUGAUGAAAAUGAAUUGGCCGUUUUUCAUAUAAUAAGAACCGUAGAAGCUAAUGGAGAAUUAAGGGCCAAAUUCGAUUUAAGCCAUAGAUCGGCAACUACUGCAAACAUUAAAGAGGGUUGUACUCAAACUCAAAAGAAUAUUACUGACGAUAGUGGAAGAGCAACAAACAGCUUAUCAAUAUCUGCUGAAGAUCUAUCUAAACGAUCAGCCAUUAGCGACGAUUCGCAGUAUUUUUCAUUAAGGAGUAAAGAACACUCGAGAGAAGAGGAAAAGGUGCCCGAUAGAUAUGAAUGGAGAAGAACCCCUCCUGGAUCGGAUCAUCAAGUGUUAUCUGGUCAUCUAUUGGCUCCCAAUACGGGUUUACUUUCCCCACCCUCUUUAUUCGGUAACGCCCUUCUCACUAGCACACCCUUCCUCAGACCAGCUGCCGUUGACGACGGCCCAAGUAGACUACCCACCCAACCUCAAAAGAGACAAAGAGAGAGAACAUGGUUACCGUGUUCCGUAUGCGGUAAAAAGUUUGACAGGCCAUCAUUGUUAAGACGCCAUAUGAGAACGCAUACUGGCGAGAAACCCCAUAUAUGCGACGUCUGUGGUAAAGGUUUUUCAACGUCGUCCAGUUUGAACACUCAUCGAAGAAUUCAUUCGGGAGAAAAACCUCAUCAGUGCGAAGUUUGUGGAAAGAGGUUUACUGCUAGUUCGAAUCUUUACUAUCAUAGAAUGACUCACAAAAAGGAAAAGCCGCAUAAAUGCACUCUUUGUUCCAAGUCCUUCCCAACCCCCGGAGAUUUAAAAUCGCAUAUGUACGUUCACAAUGGUAGAUGGCCGUAUAGAUGCGAAGUUUGUCAAAGAGGUUUCAGUAAACCAACAAACCUACGAAAUCAUCAACUAUUGCAUACGGGCGAAAAGCCUCACGAAUGCCAUAUCUGCGGUAGUAAAUUCGCCCUUCAGAACAACUUGAAAACGCACUUGAGAACUCACGGUGAAACGGGUUCUAACCAGCAAAAUCAAAUCCAACACCCUCAACCUGCUCAACCUCAGCAGAAAAGUAUACGAGAAGCUCCUCCAGCACCACAUUGUUUUAGUAUAGAUGCCCUCUCUCAGUCCGAUCGAGAUAGAAGGUCGAACUUCGUCAGAUGGAUGACAGCAUCUUAGGAUCCUCUUCGUAGUGAACUAUUUUUUUUAUAUGUAUUUUUUCUUAUACCUUUGUUUAUUUUUUUUGUUUUAUAUUUUAUACUUUUGCAGUUGGAUUGUUAUUAAUACAAAUAAACUAUUGACAU